This is a messenger RNA of Apus apus (common swift), 1175 nucleotides long. RefSeq names its product chymotrypsin-C-like. NCBI's taxonomy places the organism in Eukaryota, Metazoa, Chordata, Aves, Apodiformes, Apodidae. The record is from RefSeq and is a predicted model, not a curated record. Gene Ontology annotation, molecular function: serine-type endopeptidase activity. Gene Ontology annotation, biological process: proteolysis. The transcript is spliced from 8 exons. The coding region runs from base 329 to 1135 and encodes 268 amino acids.
GUUGAGGUGCAGUGGGGCUGCUGAGCAUCCUAUGUAGAGGAGCUGCCCACCAGCUGCCUCAAGAAGGACCCUUCCUGUCCCCCAAGAGGGACCCUUCCUGCCCCGCAGUGUCCCCACCGUGUCACAUCACGGUGCCAACACCUGAGGGGCAGAUGUGACCGUUCCCAGGCAGGAUGGGUGAGGUUUCCCCCCCCACCCCAGACCCCCCAGCGUGGGACGAUCACCAGGUGCUGGUGGCAGAAGAGGUGCCACCAAGGUCCCCCUGAUGGCGAUGGGUGCUAUAAGAAGGGGGUGACAGCCUCACCACAGCACCCCGAGACUGCCAACCAUGCUGGGAGCUGUGUGUCUUGCCCUGCUGCUGGGCUACGCCUACGGAUGCGGCCAGCCGGCCGUGCCACCACAGUUGGACACCCGGGUGGUGGGUGGUGAAGAUGCCAAGCCCCACAGCUGGCCGUGGCAGAUCUCCCUGCAGUACAGCCGCUCCGGGGAAUGGCGCCACACCUGCGGGGGGACCCUCAUUGCCCCCCAGUGGGUGCUGACAGCUGCCCACUGCAUCAGCUCUGGCAGGACGUACCGCGUGAUGCUGGGCAAGCAGGACCUGUCGGUGGAGGACGAGCCCGGCUCGCUGGCCGUGGGCGUGGAGAAGACCAUCGUGCAUGAGAAGUGGAACUCCCUGCUGGUCAUCAACGACAUCGCCCUGAUCAAGCUGGAGGAGGAGGUGGAAGAGACUGAGACCAUCCAGGCCGCCUGCCUGCCCCCCGCGGGGCUGAUCCUGGAGAACGACUAUCCCUGCUACGUCACCGGCUGGGGACGCCUCAAGACCAACGGGCCCCUGCCCGACGUCCUGCAGCAGGCUCUGCUGCCCGUGGUGGACCAUGAGACCUGCACCCAGCGCGACUGGUGGGGCAGCCUGGUGAGGGCCACCAUGGUGUGUGCUGGGGGCGACGGCGUCCGCUCCGGCUGCAACGGGGACUCGGGUGGCCCCCUGAACUGCCAGCGGGAGGGGCUCUGGGAGGUCAACGGCAUCGUCAGCUUCGGCUCCGGCUGGAGCUGCAACAUGGCCAAGAAACCAACCGUCUUCACCCGGGUGUCUGCCUACAUCGACUGGAUCAACGAGAAAAUGAGCGAGAACUGAGGAGACGGCAACACGUCCUGAGGGUGAUAAAGGCUGAAGU